Ziziphus jujuba (common jujube) is the source of this 390-nucleotide messenger RNA. Its product is annotated as non-specific lipid-transfer protein 1-like. The record is from RefSeq and is a predicted model, not a curated record. Gene Ontology annotation, biological process: lipid transport. Bases 1 to 390 code for a protein of 129 amino acids. The transcript is spliced from 2 exons. Gene Ontology annotation, molecular function: lipid binding. Gene Ontology annotation, cellular component: membrane. Lineage: Eukaryota; Viridiplantae; Streptophyta; Magnoliopsida; Rosales; Rhamnaceae.
AUGGCUAAGUUUGCAGUUGGAGAGGUGGCAUUUGUGGGGUUGAUAGCUUGCAUGUUGGUAUGUGCAUCUCCUCGAGUUGAUGCAAAAAUAACGUGCCUUCAGGUCACCAACUGGCUGACACCGUGCAUCAGCUAUGGAGUGAUGGGAGGGUCGGUGCCAAUGGAAUGCUGUACUGGAAUUCAUGAACUGAAUGCUGCUUACAAGACCAUAGAGGAUAUCAGAAAAGCUUGCAGUUGUGUUCAAAAUGGUGCUGCUAUGAGUCCUGGAGUUGACUAUGAUCGUAUUAAUGAGCUUCCUGGAAAAUGUAGCUCUAAUUUUCCCUACAGAGUCUAUCCCGAUACCGAUUGCUCUAAGGUAGGUUUUGCACUGUCUGAGCAAAGCUCAAAGUAA